UACACACCUCUCGAUCUCGAUUUCCUUUGCUUCCCUAUAAAUAGCGAAGACGGUGGAGGAAGGUGUUGUCAUCGCGUGUGAUCUCCAGCGAGGGUUGAUUCAUCUGGUCCUCAGCGAGCUCGAGAAGCCAGCAAAUCGUUUUCGGCAAUCCCCUUCGAUAGUCCCAGUGUUCAUGUCUGAUCUCAACGUCCAGAUCCCAACCGCUUUUGAUCCCUUUGCUGAUGCUAAUGCUGAGGACUCUGGUGCUGGCACAAAGGAUUAUGUGCACAUCCGCAUACAACAGCGGAACGGCAGGAAGAGUCUGACUACUGUGCAAGGAUUAAAGAAAGAAUUCAGCUACAAUAAGAUCUUGAAGGAUCUGAAAAAGGAAUUCUGCUGUAAUGGUACUGUGGUCCAAGACCCAGAGUUGGGGCAGGUCAUUCAACUUCAAGGUGAUCAGAGGAAGAAUGUUUCCAGCUUCCUAGUUCAGGCUGGAAUUGUGAAGAAGGAGCAUAUUAAGAUUCAUGGUUUUUGAGUAGUGUGUAGCACAUUGGGCUCUCUCAGCCUUCCAUCAAGGAUAUGUUACCAUUGCCCAACUAGCUUUCUUCUUGUUGCAUGUUUCUUGUGGUCCAUCCAGUGACACUCUUAAGUAGAACCCAUCUUUGAUGGCUUAUCUCUAUGAACUUACUUGUAUUAAGAACAUACGCUGUUUGAAUGAGAUUGCUGGAAGAAUGAAUGUUACGUUCUUAGUA
This is a messenger RNA of Musa acuminata subsp. malaccensis (wild Malaysian banana), 731 nucleotides long. Its product is annotated as protein translation factor SUI1 homolog 2. Gene Ontology annotation, molecular function: RNA binding; translation initiation factor activity. The record is from RefSeq and is a predicted model, not a curated record. NCBI's taxonomy places the organism in Eukaryota, Viridiplantae, Streptophyta, Magnoliopsida, Zingiberales, Musaceae. Gene Ontology annotation, biological process: translational initiation.